UUGACCUCGUUUUAGAUGUAAUUAUGAAGUUUUUUCUUUAAUAAGCGUCAUUCAAUUUGUGGACAGAAAAAUGUUUUCGUACGUUGUUAUCGCGUCUGAAAAUAGGAUAAAUUGCAACCCAUGGACGAUUUUAUGUCAUGAUAGCUUGCAUUGUGAAAAAAGAGGUAAGGUUUUCCUGGACAUCUCUUUCCAAAACGAAGCAUUGCAAUUAGCUGGAGAUAAAAGUUCAGUAACAUUGGUUUCAUCUAGCACAUGACUGAAAUCAUGCAGAAUAUGGGUAAAUUCUGCAGGCUACGGCCUAAAAUCUCUGCCAGAAAAAUGAAACGUCUGCUCCCAAUUACAGAUUGGUUGCCACGCUAUACCCUGCAGAAACUUCAAGGAGAUUUGGUGGCUGGUAUUGCUGUGGGACUAAUGAUCAUACCCCAGUCGCUUGCCCAUGCAGUUAUUGCAGGAUUGAAACCGCAGUAUGGCCUUUAUUCAUCUUUUCCUGCCAUGUUUAUAUACUUAUUUUUGGGCACAUCCAAGGAUGUAAGCAUCGGUACUACAGUUAUAACAGCCUUGCUCGCGAAUCGUUACUCCAUAUCGAACGAUGUGCAUCCAGAAAUCAUCGCUGCCUUGACCUUUGUCGUUGGCAUCGUUAUGAUACUUGUCGCGGUCUGUCGCCUUGGAUUCGUCGUUCGUUUCUUGUCGUUUCCGGUGAUCAGUGGCUUCGUUUCUGCGUCGUCGAUUAUCAUCUCCGUGAGCCAGCUGCGGUAUUUCUUCGGCUUAAGUCGAUCGCCGCGGAAAGUAUUCCUGAAGAUUGAACAUUUAUUUACGAACAUAAAGCACACGCGGCCAGGAGAUGCAACGAUAGGCAUUAUCAGCUUCGUGCUCCUCUUGGUGCUACAGAAAGCAGCCAAGCACAAAUGGGAAACUGGCCCGGAUACAACUAAAUUGAGAAGAGCACUCAUCAAGGUCGCUCGGGUCAUUGGAAUUGGAAGGAAUGCGUUUGUGGCAACGCUGGCAAUCUUAGUUUCUUAUGCCCUCCACGAGCACGGUUUAGGCCAUCUUUUCAUGUCGGUCGGCAACUUGCCAAAAGGUCUACCGCCCUUCAAGAUGCCGUUGAAGUCAAUCGAAAUCAGCGCCAACAAAACCCUGACAGUGGAGCAGCUGAUUACAGGGUUCGGAUCGGGGAUCGGUGUUCUCCCACUGAUUAUCGUGUUGCAAAGUGUGGCUGCAUCGAAAGCACUUGGUAGAUUGAACAAGUACAAAAUAGAUACUUUUCAAGAGAUCUUCGCACUUGGCCUAGGAAAUGUUUUUGGUUCUUUUUUCAAUUCCAUUCCGAUGACGGCAAGUUUCUCAAGGUCUGCUGUCAACAGCAGUAGUGGAUCCAGGACUCCACUUGCAGGUGUGCUUACCAGUCUGGUGGUGAUCAUGGCUAUAGAAUUCCUUGGACCUGUCAUCAGGUUUGCUCCGAUGGCAUCUUUAUCUGCGAUCGUAAUCGCUGCCGUGAUAAGCCUUUUUGACUAUCAGCUAGCAAUCAAGCUUUGGCGUUUGAACAAGAUAGAUCUUGCAAUCUGGGUUUUAACGUUUUUUGGCUGCAUCUACGAAAUUGAGAUUGGCAUUUUAAUCGGGGUUUGCUUGUCACUUGCUGUUGUUAUGUACAGAGAGUUCAACCCAAGGCUGGAUGUCCAAUUAAACAAAGAAAGCAGGAAGUUGGUUAUCAAGCUACAAGGUGGCGUUUGGUUUCCAGGAAUUGAAUCGAUUGCAGGCCAGAUUUCUAGGAAGUUGGACAAAGAAGGAAGUUUCAUCGAUGCUGUGGUGAUUGACUGUGAAAACAUGCUCGAAGUUGAUUACACUGUUAUUCAUGGUCUUACUGAAAUUAUGGCUGACUGUUCUUUGAAUAACGUGGAGCUGCAAGUUAUAAAUGUUACUGGGGAGAAGAUGAAACGAAUGUUUGCCGGAGAGAAGUUGGUAGAUGCCGCUGAUGGUACAGUAGAGGAACACCCACUUGAGACGAUUGAGUCUGGGCCGUUGAUGCCAAAUGGCAGCGCUGAUUUCCAGUCAUCAGGAGUACCUACCUAGUAAAGCUGAAUUUUGGAUUUCUGAUUUUGUUUGGCUUGAACUUGUAGAUUUUACACGUCCAUUGAACUAUCAAUGACUAGCAUGUUCUUUGUAAUCUUAGGUUCAGAACCUUUUUAAAUUGUUCAGGAUAACAAAUAUUUAAUAGAUACAGACUAUUGCCUGAUAAUUUGAAUGUUUCUCUUAUACUAAAAGUAAAUAGUGUUCCAGCUUAGGCCAGUUUUAAAUUUCAAUAUCGUAGAUGUUCCAAGAACUCUCACGUCGAGGUCACACAAACAGUGAUAUUGUGAUACACGAUAACAAAUUGUUAGACAAAGUUUCGUUAACACAGGAGAUCCCCUGGAAAGGUAAUCCUCAGAAUUCGACUCUCUCCUGAAAGGAAAAUUCACGAGCUUCUUGCAUUAUAGAAAAACCAGUCACCAAAGCAUUUUCAGUUGCUUCACAAUCGACACAAAUGCAGAACAUUUUCAUUGCUAUUAUGCAAUCCUUGGAAUGUUUUGCCUUAACCAAGUCAUAUUGUAUCAAGAAUGUCUUAAAUUUUGUUUACAAUUAUUGUCUUAAAGUAAACAAUUUUUGUUUUUUUUGUUUUUGUUAAAGUUUUUAAAUGCAUGAUCAUACUCAUAGGUUUGCUGUUUCUUUAAUUACUUUUUAUUUCAUGAAAUAUUUGAUUGAAUUUUAUGUUAUAGGAGUUGUUUUUAAAGCUAGUUUUUUGCAGACUUAGCUAGCUAGCUCUUUGUUUUUUGGCGAUAGUCUUGAUAAAAUAGAACCUAGUAUCAAUUGACUCGUCUGCCGCACAACGAAGGCAAACUGUGAAUAUGAAUAAUUUCUGUAUUUUUGAGAUCUUAAGACUUAUUAAACAGUAUUACUUCUUUCUAACAUCCAGUGUUGUGAUUGGCGGUUUAGCCAAAUGCAUACCUAAUAGCUAAUCGGAUCGCUGGAUAUUUUCACCUCGGUGAAUUUUUUUUUUAACAAUUUGGUAUAACCAUUCUAGUACAGCCGGCACCAUAAAGUCCGGGCAAAACAUAGUCAAUCAUCAUCAAACAAAUAUUUUUGACUUUGAAGAACAAACAUUUCAUGGUUUAGAUCGCUACCCAUCAAAACUUUUGAAAAUUAUUAAAGAUUCAAUGCCUUAUAUGCUCAAAAUGUCUUGAAAUUUCUAAGUUUUAAUGACAAUCUUUGUCUGUGUGGACGACUUUUUCGCCUGUGAACUAUUAAAAAAAUCACCGGCUUUAAGUCAAAAAGCUGUGUAUACACAGGAAGCUCACUAAAACCGGGAAAAUUAAGAAAUGAAAACUUUUCUUUAAAUUUAUUUAUUGAUUGAUAUGUCAGACUUAACGGCGUGUAUAUUAUUAUCAACACUUGUCGUGGCAAAUUUUAUUUACUCAUCACAAUAUUGUUAGAUACCAUUUAUUUGAAAUAGAAUACCUUUAGAACACCUGAGUAUAGAAUACCUUUUUUAUGUUGUGUUUGAAAUUUUUAGUUGAUUUUGUAUGUAGAGUAUUUAAAUACAAGUUAGGAUUGACGAGAGGGUGGGAUGAAAACUUUGGAGCAUUAAAUCAGCUUCGAAAAUAGAAAGUAUCCUAGUUUACUAAAGAUAAAGUUCAAGUGGCCUCCUGGUUAGAACUAUAGGCUGGUUUUUUCUGAUAGGUUGAUGAUAUAAUAACCACAUUUUGUGGCAUAUUAAAACAUUGAGAAGUAACUUUGCUUGAGAAUUACUCCCACUUCCCUGGAUUUUGAAGAACAUAGGAUUUUCAAAAUUUAACAAGCAUUGAUUUUAAAGAAGCUUUUUGUAAUUGACUUCCCCAGCAAUUUUAAGUAAAAAUGAAUAUAUCACUUAUUGAUCUAAGUAAACAGCAUGCACCUGUAAUCUUCAGAUUGGCCUGUUUUAUUCAUGUUCAGUGACGUACAUUAACUCCAGUAUCUGUCAAAUGUCAAUUUUGAAUUAGACUGAGUCCUUGUGUAAUUGUGUAAUUAUAUAAAAUUCAGUAUUGAUUAUAUAACAAAGAUUAGAAAGUUUUUGUUACUAAAUAUAGUUUAUAAUAAUUGGAAUCUUAUUUAAAGCACGCGUAAUGUUUUUGGAGUAGAUUCAUAGUGACUUGAGAGUGGAAUCAUGGAAAUAUGGA
This is a messenger RNA of Rhopilema esculentum, 4184 nucleotides long. RefSeq names its product sodium-independent sulfate anion transporter. The record is from RefSeq and is a predicted model, not a curated record. Gene Ontology annotation, molecular function: secondary active sulfate transmembrane transporter activity. Lineage: Eukaryota; Metazoa; Cnidaria; Scyphozoa; Rhizostomeae; Rhizostomatidae. Gene Ontology annotation, cellular component: membrane. Gene Ontology annotation, biological process: sulfate transmembrane transport.